Molecule: messenger RNA, 1306 nt
Organism: Phlebotomus argentipes
Lineage: Eukaryota; Metazoa; Arthropoda; Insecta; Diptera; Psychodidae
Gene: Fkbp39
Product: 46 kDa FK506-binding nuclear protein
Exons: 3
Coding region: 166-1206 (346 amino acids)
Cellular component (GO): chromatin; nucleolus
Molecular function (GO): macrolide binding; peptidyl-prolyl cis-trans isomerase activity
Source: RefSeq, a predicted model, not a curated record
CUUUUGGGUCAUUUUCCCAUUGCACGCCGAGCGGAUAAGUUGCAGACGCGUUUUAUUCCUCUUAGUUUUCCUGUGAAAAAAGUCCUUUUUAGCUAGAAAUUCGGGCGAGAAGAGUCACGAAAGUGUCCACUGUUCCUCUUAGAUUGUCCUGCAACACACGGAAAGAUGGUUUUCGGACUGGUGCUCACGCCCAACAAGAAGUAUUCGCAGACGGUGGAGAAGGAUUAUCAAUUGACCAACGCCGCCCUGGAUCUGAAGUCAUGUGGCGCAGAGGCGACGCAGCUGAUGGUCACCGUGGACAAGAACACGUUCCUCCUCUGCACACUAUCCAAGGACAAGCCACAGCAUCCGCUGGACUUGCAGCUGUCGCAGGGUGACAAGAUCGCCUUCUGCAGCAUCGGCAGCGGCACCAUUCAUCUGGUGGGCUACCUUCAUCCGGACGAUCCUAUGGGGGACUUUGGCGACGCGGGAGAUUCGGACGUGUCUGAGGAGGAGGACGAAGAGACAGAAGUGCCGAAUCUGGUGCCGAUUGAGGGCAAGAAGGAGAAGAAAACCAAGGCCGCCAAGGCUGAAGCCCAGAAAGACAGUGACGAUGACGAGGAUGAGAGCGAUGACGAUGAUUUUGAGAUGGAUGACGAUGACAUUGAGGGCGAGGACAGUGGCGAGGAGGAGCAGGAGGAGGACAGCGAUGAGGAUGACGAGGAGGAGAGCGAAGAAGAGUUGGAGCAGCCACAGAAGAAAAUGAAGACGGACAAGCAGCAGCAGCAAAAUGGUCUUGAGAAUGGCGUCGCCCAGAAGAAGGACAAGAAGCAGCAGAAGCCCGAGACGAAGGGUGCCAAGGAGCCCCAGCAGAAGGCCGGCAAGAAGACAGUGCUGCAGGGAGGCGUGAUGGUGGAGGAGCUCAAAGUGGGCGAUGGUCCUGAGGCGAAGCAGAAUAAGAAAGUUGUGGUUUACUACGAGGGCCGCCUCAAGUCCAACAAUAAAGUGUUCGAUUCGUGCAAGGCCGGAAAUGGCUUCAAGUUCACUAUCGGACGGGGAGAGGUGAUUCGCGGCUGGGAAAUUGGUGUGGCGGGCAUGAAGAUGGGCGGUAAGAGGAGGAUUACCUGCCCUCCGAAGAUGGCGUAUGGCUCCAAGGGAUCUCCACCUGUUAUUCCGCCCAACUCAACGUUGGUCUUCGAGGUGGAGCUGCGACAAAUUAAAAAUUAGAAGUUUUAUAUAUAUUUUUUCAUUCGCUUAAAAAACCGUUUCACAUUAUAAGAAUUACAGCCAAUAAUUUUGAAGUAAAGAUGGACAACUAAAAGAGAAA